AUGCCAGCCAGAAAGAGCAAUGCGUCAGCAGUAUCAAACGAAGAUACUCCGCCCGCGAAGUCCGCGUCAAAGGACAGAGACGAUUCUUUAGGCGUCGAAGACCUCAACCUCCCCAAGUCGAUAGUUCAGCGCCUCGGCAAAGGGGUCCUGCCGCCAAACACACAAAUUCAAAAAGAUGCGCUGCUUGCCAUGUCCAAGAGCGCAACUGUCUUCGUCAACUACCUCACCUCAUGUGCAGCCGAACACGCCCAGCGCAGCGGCAAGCGAACCAUCAUGCCACAGGACGUCUAUGCCGCCAUGACGGAACUAGAAUUCGAAUUCAUGCUCCCCCGCCUCGAAGCCGAAGUAACGAAAUUCACGAGCAUACAAGCUGAUAAGCGGAAUACGUAUCGGAAAAAGGUGCGCGAGGAGAAGAAGACUGUUCCUUCCACUCCAUCAAAAACUGCCAACGAAGAUGGAACAGGGGAGGCUGGUGUAGACGAUACGGAGAGAGCGGCGAAACGCGCUAGGAGGAGCAGUGUUGGUGACGGAGGUGUUAGUGGAGAGGGGAGCGACGGGGAAGAGGUCGAUGAGAUGGUCGAUGUAGAGGAUGAGGAGGUCGAAGAUGAUGAGAUUGAAGAGGAGGUUGUGGAGGAAGGGCUCACGGAAGACCCUCUUGAAGAACGGGUGGAUAAAGACGAGGAUGAUGAGGAUGAGGAGAUGGGGGAUGGUGAUGAGAGUGACUAG
Cucurbitaria berberidis CBS 394.84 is the source of this 726-nucleotide messenger RNA. RefSeq names its product histone-fold-containing protein. Lineage: Eukaryota; Fungi; Ascomycota; Dothideomycetes; Pleosporales; Cucurbitariaceae. The transcript is spliced from 3 exons. The coding region runs from base 1 to 726 and encodes 241 amino acids. Gene Ontology annotation, biological process: leading strand elongation; heterochromatin formation; DNA damage response. The record is from RefSeq and is a predicted model, not a curated record. Gene Ontology annotation, molecular function: chromatin DNA binding; protein heterodimerization activity. Gene Ontology annotation, cellular component: CHRAC; epsilon DNA polymerase complex.